Messenger RNA from Mucor mucedo, 886 nucleotides. RefSeq lists its product as uncharacterized. Lineage: Eukaryota; Fungi; Mucoromycota; Mucoromycetes; Mucorales; Mucoraceae. Bases 89 to 742 code for a protein of 217 amino acids. The transcript has 2 exons. The record is from RefSeq and is a predicted model, not a curated record.
CCUGUUUCCUUUACCUUUUUUGGCGAAACAUUUAUCCAAACACUACAACUUUUAUUUUUCCUUUUUUGCCAUCACCUGAAAAUAGUGCAUGAGCUCUUCCCCCUAUACCUCGUAUGUGGUAGAUAUCCACCUACCGCCAGCUAUUAUCAUACCACCUGUCAUUUUAACUUUAGUGUAUGUACUAGUGUUGACAAUAGAUUACGUUUUAAUAAAGAAUGAUGCGAAGCUUGCUUCCAUCAUCAGUCCCAUGAAGCUUCGCGUUUUGAUAGCAGUAUACCACUUUUUGUUACCCAUUGUCUUUGCAUCCAAGUAUGACUUUGGCAACAUCAGUUUUAUGUUACAGCCCUGGACGACGGCAUUGCAAAUCGUGUUUCUUGCCAAAACCGACUUAUCCAUCAAGAAAUGGGUAGCCAUGCUUUUCAAGGUUGCAACAUUUCAAGACGAUAGUCCAACAACAGAUACCUCCCGAGAAAUACGAAUCCAGGGUUUAAAAAAGGUGGCUCGAGGAUCGAUAAAAUUUGUUUUUAUGAAGCUUGUGUUGGAUGGAUUACUUCCUAAAGAUUUAUCAGAUCUUUUAGGCAUGCCCGUGUUUAGUCCUCGAGCAUUAUUCAUCACAUACGUACUGGCAUUUCGAAUUUAUUGUAUGAUGGGUGUCACUGAUAUCAUUAUGGGCCUUGUUCAGUGCACUUGUCUUAUACGAUUUAAAGAUAUAUUUGACAACCCUUUUAUGGCUAGCAGGUAAAAGAAAGUUAAUGUAUGUAUAAGUCGGUCUAUUAUUUAACCCUAUUUGAUAGUCCAAAAGAUUUUUGGAAUAAAAGAUGGAAUCGAUUGGUCAAUAGUAUAUUUCGACAAUUUAUAUUUUUGAAGGCAAUGGAUCAAGACAAAA